Messenger RNA from Arachis stenosperma, 1811 nucleotides. Its product is annotated as extensin-2-like. The transcript is spliced from 2 exons. The coding region runs from base 52 to 1332 and encodes 426 amino acids. The record is from RefSeq and is a predicted model, not a curated record. NCBI's taxonomy places the organism in Eukaryota, Viridiplantae, Streptophyta, Magnoliopsida, Fabales, Fabaceae.
UGGGUUGAGAAAGAGCAAAAGCAAAGGUUACCCAUUUGGAAGAGAAAAACAAUGAGGUCCCUAAUGGCCUCUUCUCUCAUCCUUGCAUUGGCAAUGCUUUCUUCUCUAAGCUUGCAAAUCUCCGCUGAUAACUACCUCUAUUCAUCACCCCCACCACCCAAGUCUCCGCCGUACCAUUAUUCUUCCCCUCCUCCGCCGCCUAAGAAGGCACCUUACUACUAUCACUCUCCACCACCACCCCCUAAGAAGCCUUACUACUAUCAUUCUCCACCACCACCGGUGUCUUCACCUCCACCACCCUACUACUACCAUUCUCCACCUCCGCCGGUGUCUUCACCACCACCACCAUAUUACUACCAUUCUCCUCCUCCACCACCUAAGAAGCCUUACUACUACCAUUCUCCACCUCCUCCACCAAAGAAGCCUUACAAGUACUCAUCACCACCGCCGCCGCCAUACCAUUACUCAUCUCCUCCACCACCACCAAAGAAACCCUACAAGUACUCAUCACCACCACCACCGGUUCACAUUUAUCCCCCUCACCCACACCCACAUCCACACCCACACCCUCUCCCUCACCCAUAUCCACACCCUCAUCCUCACCCAGUGUACCACUCUCCGCCACCACCAAAGAGGCCUUACACGUACCCAUCUCCUCCACCUCCGGUCCACCACGUACACCCUCACCCAGCGUAUCACUCUCCUCCACCUCCUAAGAAGCCUUACUACUACCACUCUCCCCCACCACCACCAGUGCACCAUCACUACCCUCACCCUCACCCCCACCCUCACCCUCUCCCCCACCCUCACCCUCACCCUAAACCAGUUUACCACUCUCCUCCACCACCCUACAAGUACCCAUCUCCUCCACCUCCAGUUCACCACCACCACCCUAAACCCCCCUACAAGUACUCAUCUCCACCACCACCAGUGCAUUACCCUCACCCUCACCCACACCCACACCCUCACCCUCACCCCCUCCCCCACCCUCACCCUCACCCGCUCCCCCACCCUCACCCACCUUAUAAGUACCCAUCUCCACCACCACCUGUUCACCCUGCUCCUUACAUUCCUCACCCAGUUUACCACUCUCCUCCACCGCCUUAUAAGUACCCGUCUCCACCUCCACCGGUUCACCCUGCUCCCUACAUUCCUCACCCGGUUUACCACUCUCCUCCACCGCCCUACAAGAAGCCCUACAAGUACUCAUCUCCACCACCACCGCCAUACAAGUACUCAUCUCCACCACCACCACCAUACAAGUACUCAUCUCCACCACCACCACCACCACACUACGUUUAUGCAUCUCCUCCCCCUCCUUACCACUAUUAGAUAACUUAGUUUAGCACUCUUGGGUAUGAGGAGAGAAUAUAUAAAUAUGUGAAAAUAAAGAAAGCGAUAGAUGGGGAUUGAAGAGGAAUGAAUGAAUGAAGAACACACAAGAAGAGAAGAAGAUUAUUAUGCAAUUGCAAUGGAAGCAAAGUUUCCGCGUUUUGGCUUUCGCAUAAUAAUAACAAUAAUAUAAGGCGUUAGUUUUAUUAUAUGUUUCUAUCAUAGGAUUGGGUCAAGUCAUUUUCUAUGCUUUUCUUUAAUUUACGAAUUAUGCUUUGUAUUUUUCUAUUUUGACAGUUGUAAAGCACUGCUGCUUAUUAUAUAUAUAUAAAAUUAUGGAUGAUGUAUGAUGGUCCAUGCACGCUUUCCUGUUACCCAAUAGUACAAAUGCAUGCAUUGUAGUUUUCAACCUCUGCUGCAUUUUGCAGGGGGUUGAAAAACUAAUUAUAUGUCAAAAUUAAAUAAAAUCUAUUCUUCCA